Molecule: messenger RNA, 509 nt
Organism: Medioppia subpectinata
Lineage: Eukaryota; Metazoa; Arthropoda; Arachnida; Sarcoptiformes; Oppiidae
Source: the annotation of a GenBank genome assembly
AUGAAAUGGCCGACAGACACAACAGACACACCACACCUUUGCACCACUGCCUACCACUGCCUCCACAACACACACUCGACCACCAGUGGGUCCGGCGCUCACUUCUUAGCGGACACAACACAACGGCAAUCACCACAACUCAUGGCAUCCCUUCUGAUGUCUUCGGCGGCGGAUACGCAACGACAGGAAGUUAUGCGCAAAGAAUUACUCGAUUUGAAUACUCAGAGGAAUAAAAUGGAGAAUGAGAUCAAAGAGUGGCAAUCAAUCCUCGACAGUCAAAAUGUAGGUUUGAAUGAGCCGUUGGUCGACGCCCAGGGCUUUCCCCGCAAUGACAUCGAUAUCCAUCAAAUCAGAAUCGCGAGGAAUAAAAUCAUUUGUCUUAACAAUGACUACAAGAAUUUGAUGAAACAAAUUGAGGAGAAAUUGUUUGCAUUUCACGAAUUGGCCAAAAGAGAGGACAAACCAAAUGACGACAAUCCAGAGAAAUAGCAUUCAUUUGAUUCAUUAGA